UUGGCUCAGAAGCGAUCGGCACUUCGAGCCAAAAAGACGGUCCUGUCCGUCUAACGCACGAGUACUUCCAAGUCCAGAAUCGAGUGCCGCGAUCCAAAGCAAGUCCGAGUCCAAGUCCGAGAAUUUCGUCUUCGUCUUCGGGAUCGUAGUCGUGGUCAGGUGAAUGCCAUCGGGGCAACGUGCCUUGCAUUCCAGAGGAGAUAUAUAUUCUGAGUCGCGAUUCGUGUUGGCGGCUCUUAAUACAAUAUAGCAGUCAACUUAUAUAUGGUCUGCCCCGUUCAAAACAAAUUGGGAAGAUAUAACCGCAGCGAAAGCAACAAAUAUCAAAAUGUUUGCAUUUUUGCCAGUUUUAUUACUUUGUGUGCAAUUGCUGCAUUUAAAAAUUAUUUCGGGAGCAGAUCUCCCAUCCGUUUCGGGAGGGGCACUUGCUCCAGCUCCUGUGUGGCCAAAUGGUGAAAUAAACGCGGCGCCCGAGGCAGGAUUGUUUAAAGCCAAUGCCACAGAUGAGGAAAAUCUCGGGGAAACGGUGGUGGAUCUGCAACCAAAUCUGAAUCGCCAGCGACGCCAAUUCUUUUUCGAUCCCAGCAUUUUGCUAUGGCAAGGAGCUCUCGGAGCAUCGGGAGUUUCUGGUGGCUGGGGUCCUGGCGAAGGAUCCAAGUGCUUGACAUCCCGUGGCCAAUCCGGUGUGUGUGUGCGCAUCGAUGGAUGUCGCCAGUAUUACAGGCUGGCCCGCCAGUUAUCCAUCUUCACCCUGCGUCAAUGGCCACAGACGAAUGGACUUGGACUGAAUGGCAAUAUGUGCAACUUCUUCGAUCUGCUGGGCAGAGUUAAUAAUGGCAUUUGCUGCACGGAUAUUGAUGCCAACAGUUUUGGGGUAUUCCCACUCCCUGGAACGACGACGACGACGACCACGACUACGGAGAUGCCUUCAGUGGUGGCUGACGAGGAGGAUAGGGAACAUGUGAUUCCCGAGGGAGAAGUGGAGGGUGUAUAUCCUGCGGAUGCUCCUCGACCGGAGGAGCCCAUUGACAAUGCGAACAGUGUGGAGGAUACGCCGGAUUUCCAGGACGUCAAUACAAUUGAGGGUAAUCCUCCAGGAGCAGAUCAAAAACCAGAAGCAGAACCGGCGGUGGAAACGGUGGAGCAGCCUAUUCCCACUCAGCCACCGUCCACCAUUCAUCCCUACCAGUGGCCAUUUGGCUCCUUUGCGGGCGGCCAGUGGCCACCGGCGCUACCGACUCACCCACCGACAACGGGUGGUUGGCCACCACCGCUGCCCACCCAUCCGCCGAACCACCAUUAUCCCACGCACCCCACCACAGGAGGAGUUCCAAGCACCAAGCGCACCACACCAAGGCCCACAAUUUCCGCCAGACCGACAACCACUAGGCGACCCACUUAUCCUAGUUAUCCCUCGCCAGUUACAACCACGACAACUACGAGACGUCCUGUGAGCGGAACUAGUUCGGAAGGACUUCCGCUGCAGUGCGGCAAUAAGAAUCCAGUCACGCCCGAUCAGGAGCGAAUUGUUGGUGGCAUAAAUGCCAGUCCACACGAAUUUCCCUGGAUAGCGGUGCUCUUCAAGUCGGGAAAGCAGUUCUGCGGCGGCAGUCUUAUUACCAAUAGUCACAUUCUGACCGCAGCUCACUGUGUGGCACGCAUGACCUCGUGGGAUGUGGCGGCCUUGACAGCCCAUCUGGGUGACUACAACAUCGGCACGGACUUCGAGGUGCAGCACGUGUCCCGCAGGAUCAAGCGACUUGUGCGGCACAAGGGUUUCGAAUUCAGCACCUUGCACAACGACGUGGCCAUAUUGACGUUGAGUGAACCAGUGCCCUUCACCAGGGAGAUCCAACCAAUUUGCCUGCCCACCUCGCCCUCACAGCAAUCCCGAUCUUACAGUGGUCAAGUGGCCACCGUGGCUGGAUGGGGAAGUCUCCGGGAGAAUGGGCCACAGCCAUCCAUCCUGCAGAAGGUGGACAUUCCCAUUUGGACAAAUGCCGAGUGUGCCAGGAAAUAUGGACGUGCAGCGCCUGGUGGGAUCAUUGAGUCGAUGAUUUGCGCUGGUCAGGCAGCCAAGGAUUCCUGCAGUGGCGACUCUGGCGGACCCAUGGUAAUCAAUGAUGGUGGACGGUACACCCAGGUGGGAAUCGUGUCCUGGGGCAUUGGCUGCGGCAAGGGUCAAUAUCCUGGCGUUUACACUCGUGUCACUUCGCUGCUGCCCUGGAUCUACAAGAACAUUAAAUAACAUAGGAUUCCGAUUAGUCUAAGACGUGAUAUGCUGCAAUAUAUUAAGAGCGAACGAUUUAAUAAAAUGUCAACAUUAUUGUA
Molecule: messenger RNA, 2331 nt
Organism: Drosophila sechellia
Lineage: Eukaryota; Metazoa; Arthropoda; Insecta; Diptera; Drosophilidae
Product: CLIP and Tryp_SPc domain-containing lethal (2) k05911
Exons: 5
Coding region: 329-2248 (639 amino acids)
Biological process (GO): proteolysis
Molecular function (GO): serine-type endopeptidase activity
Source: RefSeq, a predicted model, not a curated record